Carassius auratus (goldfish) is the source of this 1534-nucleotide messenger RNA. RefSeq lists its product as uncharacterized. Gene Ontology annotation, cellular component: plasma membrane. Gene Ontology annotation, biological process: adenylate cyclase-modulating G protein-coupled receptor signaling pathway; cell surface receptor signaling pathway. Gene Ontology annotation, molecular function: peptide hormone binding; G protein-coupled peptide receptor activity. The record is from RefSeq and is a predicted model, not a curated record. NCBI's taxonomy places the organism in Eukaryota, Metazoa, Chordata, Actinopteri, Cypriniformes, Cyprinidae. Bases 278 to 1534 code for a protein of 418 amino acids. The transcript has 11 exons.
GCAGGUGGAUUGUCAGCAGCAGUGAGGGAAUCACCGAGCGCACACACACGCACGCGCGCGCGCUUCCCUCUCACGCUCCUCUCGUGCUCCACAGAUCUUCAUUGCUCCACUGUGUCGAUGUGAGACGCGGAUGACAAAGUUGAACGAGCAGGUGUGCACGAAUCGAACCGUCCAUUUGCAGACGUUAUAACAAAGAAGAGGGGUCAUAUCGUGAGUCAUUCUGUGAUGGCUUUAUAAGGUUGUGUGUGAACAAUCUCUGGGAACAAUCGUGAGCAGAAUGCAUAGACACAUGACUAGAGGGUCCUUCCUCGUCCUCUUCCUCAUCAUCAGCCUGAUGUGGCCCAUACAUUCAGAGAUCUCCAACUGCGUCAUCAAACGGGAGGAGGAGAGAUGCAUGGAGCGAAUCAACCUGCACAACCCAAAAGAUGACGAAAAGUUUGAGUGUCCGUGGGAGUGGGAUAAUCUGACCUGCUGGCAGGCGGCCAGUGUCGGCGAGGUCGUGGAGGUCACCUGUCCCGAGCUCUUCGAGUUUAUGAGUCCAGAGGAUGGGCUCGGCAAGAUCAGCAGAAACUGUACAGAGUUCGGAUGGUCUGAACCGUAUCCGCACUAUAUGGAUGCCUGUAUGAUUGUUGAAAACACAACCAAACCUGACAUGUACUACGCGUCUGUGAAGGCUCUCUAUACGGUGGGCUACAGCACAUCUCUGGUGUCUCUGAUCGCAGCUAUGGUCAUUCUGUGCCGCUUCAGGAAGCUUCACUGCACCAGGAACUUCAUCCACAUGAACCUGUUUGUUUCCUUCAUCCUGAGAGCCAUCUCUGUGUUCAUCAAAGAUGGGGUCCUGUACGCAGAGGAGGACAGUGACCACUGCUUUGUUCAUACUCAUUACAAUCCCUGUCUGUAUGACAAUCAGUAUAAACAAAACACAAAAUACUGGUGUGAAGGUUAUUUUUGGAAUUAUUGCAAAAUUACAGCAAGUACAAAUGCUAUAGGGAAAUGGACAAUUACUGAUUAUCCAGCAGACAGUAUUUUUACUGUGAAACUCAACAAUCUGAAAUCCUCAGACUCUGGAUAUUAUUGGUGUGCUAUUAUCGGAAAUCAUGCAGAACCAGAUGACAGAAAAUAUUUGUAUGUAACUGUUAAAAAAGCUCCUGAUGUGUUUGUGGUGAACAGCAGUGUAUCUGGACAUGAAGGUGGUGAUAUCAGUGUUCAGUGUUUCUACAGUUCUGGAUACAAGAAUGAAGUCAAACAGUGGUGCAGAUAUAAAGAUCAGAGCUGUUACACAGUGGGGAGGACUAACACAUCCCAGAAUUCAUCAGUCCAGAUCAGUGAUGAUGGGAGAAAAUCCUUCACUGUGCUGAUGACUGGACUGAGACUCACUGAUUCUGGCUGGUACUACUGCUCUGCUGGAGAUCUGCAGGCUCCUGUUCAACUCCUUGUUCAGAGAGACAAUGAAAGUAAAAGUAUGUCUGAAAGUGAUGAUGCUGGUCAAUUUCCCUCUACAUGCAAAAACCAAACAGCAAGCAAAGAUUCAUGA